This is a messenger RNA of Ruditapes philippinarum (Manila clam), 3369 nucleotides long. RefSeq names its product nuclear cap-binding protein subunit 1-like. The coding region runs from base 95 to 2470 and encodes 791 amino acids. NCBI's taxonomy places the organism in Eukaryota, Metazoa, Mollusca, Bivalvia, Venerida, Veneridae. Gene Ontology annotation, molecular function: protein binding; mRNA binding; RNA cap binding. The transcript is spliced from 23 exons. The record is from RefSeq and is a predicted model, not a curated record. Gene Ontology annotation, cellular component: nucleus; nuclear cap binding complex. Gene Ontology annotation, biological process: mRNA export from nucleus; nuclear-transcribed mRNA catabolic process, nonsense-mediated decay.
UACCUACUACAAAGUGAUUCGUAUGCUGUGCUGUUGUUACGCACCGUUUCGCGUGGGAUUUUUAUUUUUAUUUUCGCUUUAAUUUUCUAAAAUCAUGGCAUCAAGAAGGCGCCGUGCGUCAUUUAGUGACGAUGAAGAUGAUACUGUUCACAGGAAAAGAAGGAGGACAUCUGAAAAUGUUGACAUUGAGGACAGGCUUGAGUCACUUAUUUCUAGAGUUGGAGAGAAGAGUACAUCAUCACUGGAGAGUAAUUUAGAAGGUCUAGCAAGUGUCCUGGAAGCUGAUUUACCCAAUUACAAAACAAAAAUUAUCAGGAUUUUAUGUGAAUGUGCUGUCAAAUUACCAGAGAAGCAGGCUGUCUACACUACAUUGGUUGGUCUCCUCAAUGCCAAAAAUUACAAUUUUGGAGGGGAGUUUGUCGAAAUGCUGGUGCGAAAUAUGAAAGAAGCGCUAAAAACUGAAGAGUUUGAGUCUGCUAGGCUUAUUAUCCGGUUCAUAGCUGACCUUGUAAACUGCCGAGUCAUAGUAGCUGGUUCCCUGCUCGCCAUGUUUGACAAUUUUAUUGAAGUGACAUUAGAAGAUAAUAUACCACAGGUGAGAUCAGACUGGUAUGUGUAUGCCGUACUGACGUCACUACCAUGGGUUGGUAGAGAAUUGUAUGAGAAGAAAGAGAUGGAAUUUCAGAAGUUACUGGUCAGUAUAGAUGGUUAUAUAAGUAAAAGACAGAAGAUACAUGUACCAGCAUUAAGGGUGUGGUCUACUGAUACUCCCCACCCACAAGAAGAGUACUUGGAUUGUCUGUGGGCGCAGAUUAAGAAUUUGCGGAACAACAAAUGGAUCGAGAAGCAAGUGCCGCGGCCAUAUUUGGCGUUUGACAGCGUUUUAUGCGAGGCUCUACAACACCCGUUACCCCAGAUAAUCCCUCCGUCUCACAACGAAGAGAUUAUGUACCCGCUACCUACGGUCGUCUUCAGAAUGUUCGACUACACAGAUGUUCCAGAGGGUCCAGCUAUUCCAGGCAGUCAUGCUAUAGAUCGAUUCCUUAUUGAAGAAGAGAUGAGAUAUUUGAUCAAGACGCACAACCAAGACAGAAAAGAUUGUGCCGCAGCUUUGCUGAGCUACACGACCAAGAACAAAAUUCCCCUGAACUAUAUGAUUGUCGAGGUGAUGUUUGGUCAACUAUUCAGAUUACCUCAACCCCCAUACCUUGAGAUUUUCUAUGGUUCAACACUGAUAGAGCUGUGUAAACUACAACCAGGGUCCAUGCCACAAGUUUUGGCUCAAGCUACAGAAAUGUUGUAUGAGAGACUGGAUACGAUGAAGUCUCCAUGUAUUGAAAGGUUUUCCAACUGGUUUGCCUACCAUUUGAGUAACUUCCAGUUCAGAUGGAGCUGGGAUGAUUGGAUUGCAUGUACACAGGUCAACCCGCUUCUCCCUAAACCUAAGUUUGUUACAGAGGUUCUCCAUAAAUGCCUAAGAUUGUCGUAUCAUCAAAGGAUCAAAGACACGGUACCAGAAGCCUUUAGAGAACUGAUACCAGCCAAACCUCAAGCCAGGUACAAGUACGAGGAAGAAGGGGCAGGAUCAUUGCCGGGUACCAUGGUUUCCCAUCAGUUGAUAGAUGCCAUCAAAUCAAAAUGUACACCAGAAGAGACGCUGGUCUUAUUGAAAGAAUUACCAAAUCCCCUAGCUGAUGAUACAGAUGAGCCGUCACACCACCCUCUCAGAAUAGAUGUGUUUGUGUCUACACUGUUACAUCUUGGAUCUAAAUCUUUCUCCCAUUCAUUUGCUGCCAUUGCAAAGUUUCAUUUUGUAUUGAAGAUGUUGGCCGAGUCUGAGGAAGGCCAGAUAUGUCUCCUGAAGACAAUGUAUGAAGUCUGGAGUACACAUCCACAAAUGAUGGUAGUUCUGACAGACAAGCUUCUGAAGACACAGAUCGUAGAGUGCUCAUCUGUUGCUAACUGGCUCUUCUCAGCCGACAUGGCACCAGAUUUCACCAGGAACUAUGUUUGGGAGAUAAUGCACUCGACCAUCAACAAGAUGAGUAAGCAUGUUGAAAAACUUCAGAAGGAAGCGGAGGAUGCCAGAGAUCUGUUAGAUGCUGCGAAGAAAAAGAUGGCGGAUGGUUUAGAUUACGAAGAGGACGAUGAGGUACCCACGGAGGAAAUGGUGGAGCGCAUGGAAGAAAGACUUGAACUUGUCCAGAAUCAACAGAAACGAUUGUUUCUCAUCAUAUUCCAGAGAUUCAUUAUAAUAUUGACGGACCAUUUAGCACGAUGUGAGAGUGAGGGUAUAGAUUAUCAGACUCCCUGGUAUAAGUGGGUCAUUGAAAGACUUCAGGAAGUGUUCCUUCUACACCACAGUCUGGUGUUUAAGUACAUAAACACCCUGGAGAGUUUGCUAUUCACAAGUGACAUUGACAUUCAUAUUCUGGAGGUGUUUCAACAGUUCUGUGCCCUUAGAUCUUGAGUCGAAUAAUUGUUACAGUGACAAGUUCUAUAUUUACAGUGACCAUUUACAUGUAACAAUGUCCAGCCAAAUAUUACAGUGACCAUUUUUAGUAUUUACAGUGCCCAUUUACAUAUUUCAGUGACCAGUCCAAAUUUACAGUGCCCACUUCAAUAUUACAGUUAAUUACAGAAAAAUUAUUUUUUGUAAGCCCACUGAAAAGCGAUAACUAUUAGUGCAGGCUGGAUCAACAGUAGUGCUCUCCUUUAAAAGUAAGAUUGUGAUGCAUUUAAGAUAAUUUGCUAUGUAGCUUCAAUGUGUCUCAUCUGAUUGUAAGAUGCUCAUACUAUAUAAAACUGAGCUAAAAAUAGGUUUGUCUAAAAAUAGAUUUCUAUAUAUAGAUUAAACCAUUAAUAUUUGUCAGUAGCAUACUUGGAUAAAACAAGUAUUCUAUCAAGUUUGUACAAAACAAAUUCAGAUACAUGUACCAUGUACAUGAAUUAAGGGGUCACUGAAAUUAAAGAAAACAGUCCUUGCACUUCCUCACCUUUGUGAAAUUGUGGGUUAUUUCAAACAUUUGCCUUCUUUUAUUUUAUAAUAAACAUUUACUACAUUUGUUCUAUACUGGAACAUAACAUUACAUUAUGGGACAAACAACUGGAGAUUAGCACUCCUGCAACUUUUUGACCAAUCAGGCUCAUGUGCCAUUUUGUUAUGUUGGUCAUUGUGAAAGAAAAUAUUUUUGCCUGUAGUAAAACGUGUAAAAUAAUAGAAAUGUGAACCAAUUGGCAUAAGAUUUUAGCAUUUCUUUUGUAUUUGAAUGACAUUAACUUGAUGCAGUAUUUCAAAUAACAUUUAGGGAACUUGAAAUUGUUAUGCAUAUGAAAUUGUAAUUGUAUUUCAUUUCAAUUUGUAUUUUG